This is a messenger RNA of Budorcas taxicolor (takin), 1662 nucleotides long. It is a transcript of the gene TRAPPC13, whose product is annotated as trafficking protein particle complex subunit 13. Lineage: Eukaryota; Metazoa; Chordata; Mammalia; Artiodactyla; Bovidae. Bases 300 to 1556 code for a protein of 418 amino acids. The transcript is spliced from 13 exons. The record is from RefSeq and is a predicted model, not a curated record. Gene Ontology annotation, cellular component: TRAPPIII protein complex.
AUUUGCAGGGCCGCGUAUUGUCUCCGAGGAGUGAUUUCUUGAAGUCGCGGUUUGUGAUUGUGGCUGGAAAAGAGAGAAGUAUUUUAUGUAUGUCUCUAAGAGGCAAGAGAUGGCUUUGGUAAAAAGAAGCCGUUGAGUCGCUAAAGGACGUGGUAAGAAGAGAAUUUAAGGCACCACCAGCAGAGAAGAAACGAUUGGGAAUGUGAUGCGGUCUUCCGGAACUUGCGCUUUCUGUUUUCUUCCGAGCUAAGUGAGCCUCUUCAGCCUCCGUAGGCAGUGGGUUCAAAGUGCCGGUCAAAAUGGAGGUGAAUCCCCCCAAACAGGAGCACCUGCUGGCCCUGAAAGUUAUGCGGUUGACCAAACCUACGUUAUUCACCAAUAUUCCAGUAACAUGUGAAGAGAAAGACUUACCUGGAGAUCUCUUUAACCAACUUAUGAGAGAUGAUCCUUCAACUGUAAAUGGUGCAGAAAUUUUAAUGUUGGGAGAAAUGUUGACCUUACCACAGAAUUUUGGGAAUAUAUUUUUGGGAGAGACCUUUUCCAGUUAUAUCAGCGUCCAUAAUGAUAGCAAUCAAGUUGUAAAAGAUAUAUUGGUUAAAGCUGAUCUUCAGACAAGUUCUCAGCGUUUGAAUCUUUCAGCCUCUAACGCUGCAGUGGCUGAACUUAAACCCGAUUGUUGUAUUGAUGAUGUCAUACACCAUGAAGUAAAGGAAAUUGGAACACACAUCUUGGUGUGUGCAGUGAGUUACACGACUCAGGGUGGAGAAAAAAUGUAUUUUAGAAAAUUCUUCAAGUUUCAGGUUCUCAAACCAUUGGAUGUGAAAACCAAAUUUUACAAUGCAGAGAGUGACCUCAGUUCUGUGACUGAUGAAGUAUUUCUUGAAGCCCAGAUUCAGAAUAUUACAACCUCACCCAUGUUUAUGGAGAAAGUUUCAUUGGAGCCAUCUAUAAUGUACAAUGUAGCAGAAUUAAAUUCAGUCAACCAAGCUGGAGAAUGUGUAACUACAUUUGGGUCAAGAGCAUAUUUGCAGCCGAUGGAUACACGCCAGUACUUAUACUGCCUAAAGCCCAAGAAGGAGUUUGCAGAAAAAGCAGGCAUCAUUAAGGGAGUAACGGUAAUUGGAAAAUUGGAUAUAGUAUGGAAAACAAAUCUAGGUGAAAGGGGAAGGUUACAGACCAGCCAACUUCAAAGAAUGGCUCCAGGUUAUGGAGAUGUUAGGUUGUCUUUGGAGGCAAUCCCAGAUACUGUAAACCUUGAAGAACCUUUUCAUAUUACUUGUAAAAUAACGAACUGCAGCAGUGAAAGAACGAUGGAUCUUGUUUUGGAAAUGUGCAAUACCAAUUCUAUCCACUGGUGUGGCAUUUCAGGAAGACAACUUGGAAAGCUCCAUCCAAGUUCCUCUCUCUGCCUUGCCCUCACACUACUGUCUUCAGUGCAAGGACUGCAAAGCGUCUCCGGCUUAAGACUAACAGACACAUUCUUAAAGAGAACAUAUGAAUACGAUGACAUCGCACAAGUCUGUGUGGUAUCUUCGGCCAUUAAAGUGGAAAGCUGAAGAAAAUGUCCAAUGUUACACUUUUCACUGAGUUGCCCAGAAUUUUCUGUAUUUUUGUCACCUUUGUAAAAUGAUCAACAGUAAAAAUAAGUAUGUUAUUUCAAUU